AUGACCGGCCAGAGGCAGAGCGUGCCUGCGCGUCACGGCAUCGCGACCUUCGUCCCAAAAGGCCACUCCAUCAAAGUCAUCAAUACUUACGGCAGCCAGGUCAUUAGUACUUGGGUCUUCGCCCUUCACAAACCUCCAACCGAAGAAUCCGAGGCUGAGGAGAGAGCUGCCGAGGAAGCCUUCAACCAAGCCCAGCAAGAAGCCGAGAGGGAAGUCAGCGCCCAACUGCAGCAGCCGGCCGCAGUCGAUACACAACCCGGUGAAAACACAUCUGAUGUUGUUGUUGUUGACAAGCACGAAGAACCUGUCGGAGAUCAGAAGAUGCCCUCCCAGGAUGAGGCCCAAACGACAACUGAAGCCCCGGCUAUUCCCACAGCCAAGCCUACAAUCCAGACUGUAGACGGCAAGAAAGUGCGCUCUUGGUCAUCCUAUGUUCCCUCCGUCCCGUCUGUGUCUGCGUUGAGAUACCGAAGCAAAGCAUCUGCUGCACAGGCGAGCAAGGACGCUGCCAAAAUCAGUGAGGAGCAAGGAGAAGGUAGCUCAAAGGAUAAUGCCGAGGUCAAACCGGAGGAACCGAAAAAGGACGGCACUGAAAGCAAAGAGACGGAUAAGGUAGGCGCUGUGGAGUCUGAAGUCUCGGAUCAUGCCGUCCAAGCGGACGAUGAGGGGGUCAAGGUUGCAGGAACAACCACUCCAUCGGACAAAUCGGAGGAUGACUAUACCGAUGCAAAGUCAGUACAGUCUUCAAGGAGCUGGGGAUCCUACCUCCCCUCAAUCCGCGCCCGGGCAAAGGCUGCCUAUGGAAUGGACCCGAAAGCUGGUACUGGUGACAAGGAGAAAGGGAGCCAGAGGACUUGGCUUUCAUACCUGCCAUCCGGCGCUUCCUUUACUUCCUAUCUCCCCAGCAACAGCAAAGAUGCUCUCUCCGCAUUCGCCUCCUCCCACCACCGCGACCCCACCAAAUCCUAUGCUGAGCAGCUCUACGAGUUCUCGAAGACUCCCGUCGGAGCUGCCAGUCUCUCAGCCGCCACCGGCUCUGGCACCGCCGGCUCUCUCUACGCCGCCUACUCAGCCUACACCAAGCUGCAAGCCGCCCGAAGCCGCACGGAGCCGAUGGAGUACCUCUCCCUCCCGCACACCAUCGACGCUUUGCACAAGCUCUCCCCCGAACCCGGCGACACACUGAUCUCGAACCUGCACGAGCCGCUCCUCACGCUCCUCGAAGAUACAUCUCCCCCGACCACCACCACCGCCACCGCUGCCGACUCCUCAUCCUCCACCGCCAUCCCCCUCCGCCACGGCACCAUCCUCCCCGCGUGCGACCCGACGACGUACAAGAACCUCGCCGGGCCCGACUCGAACGGCGAGGAGCACGGCUCGUGCGCCGAGAACCUGGUGCUCGCGCUGCAGGAGUUCAACAAGUCGACGGGGCUGAAGGGACCGCGCACGGUGGGCGCGGACGUCACGCUGAAUAGUGCGCCGGUGCCGUUGAGCUUGUUUAUGAAUACGAGUGUGCGGCAGCAGCAACAGCAACAGCAAGGACAGGGCUCGGGCAGCAGCGGCAGUGGGAAUGUCGUCGUUGAGGAGCCGAGGAAGUUCGAGGGUGGGAAGUGGGGCAAAGGUGGUGAGAAAGGCGGGUGGGUCAAGUUUAGGGCGGAGAGGGAUGUGGUGGUCAUCAUGAGCGCGUGUCCGAUGGAUGUGGGGCCGACGAAUGCGGGGAGGUGUAUGGCGGCGAAUUUCGUGGUUGAGGAGCCGGUUUGCGAGGAGAAGGUGGAAGAGGAGAAGGAAGAAGGGGAGAAGGGAGAGGAGAAGGGGAAAGAAAAGGCGAAGGUGCAGACGACGAGUGAGCAGAUUAAUGGGAAGAAGGUGGAGGCUAAGAAGGCGCAGGUGAAGAAGGAGGUCAAGAAGCCUGCUGCUGCUACUCCCGCUGCCGCUGCUGCUGCUGCUACGCCGGCGCCUGAUGUUAAGGGCAAGAGGAGGGAUAGUGCUCAUGGCAUCGCUGAGGGAGCGCAGCCGAAGGCGAAGAAAACACCGGUUGAGGAUAGAGCGAAGAGCCCGACUGAGAAUACGGCGAAGGCUGCGGUGGAGAACAAGACGAAGACUCCCGUGGAGAGCAGGGCGAAGACUCCUGUUGAGAACAGGGCAAAGACUCCAGUGGAGAAUAGGGCCAAGAGUCCAGUGGAAAAUAGGGCGAAGAGUCCUGUGGAAAGGGUCAAGAGUCCAUUCGGGAAUAUUGUCAAGAACCCGUUUGAGAACAGGGCGAAGAGUCCUGUCUCUGGGGUGCAGUCGCCGAGGACAGGGGCCUCAACCCCGUGUUCAGAGGCUAUUCGGAACAUGCCAAGGCCUGGAAAGAAGAAGCCGAAGAAGUUGGAGCGUCGCAGCUCCUCCAAAGCUCCGGUUUGA
Molecule: messenger RNA, 2403 nt
Organism: Lasiodiplodia theobromae
Lineage: Eukaryota; Fungi; Ascomycota; Dothideomycetes; Botryosphaeriales; Botryosphaeriaceae
Product: Aminomethyltransferase protein
Exons: 2
Coding region: 1-2403 (800 amino acids)
Source: RefSeq, a predicted model, not a curated record